CUGCCGGUGGCCGACACUAGAGGCUUCCGCUGCUGUUUGCUUGUGUUGUUUUGGUUAGCAGGCUAGCUUCAUGCUUUCCUCUGUAGCCGGUUGUAACGGUGAUGGCUCUCACAUGAGGUGGGGAAGCGGGUCUGUGUUUUCUGAUUAAACGCCAAGCGAAGUGUCGUGGACAUGGCCGGGGUUUUCGACAUCGAUUUGGAUCAACCGGAUGAGAAUGUCUCUGACGACGAACUUGAGGAUGGGGGUCAGCUCGGUGAAUACAUGGACCAGUGCAGUAGCUUUGAAUUUAACAUGGAUGACUGUGAGAAGUUUGAAAUUUCAGAGAACAGCGUGAACAAAGGAACAGAGCAAAUCAGGCCUGAAUGUUUUGAGCUGCUAAAAGUUUUGGGGAAAGGUGGCUAUGGAAAGGUAUUUCAGGUUCGGAAGGUGUCAGGUGCCAACUCUGGAAAGAUAUUUGCUAUGAAGGUUUUAAAGAAGGCAAUGAUUGUGCGUAAUGCAAAGGACACGGCGCACACCAAAGCUGAGAGGAGCAUUUUGGAGGAGGUGAAGCAUCCUUUCAUCGUGGACCUCAUCUAUGCCUUUCAGACUGGGGGGAAGUUGUACCUCAUUCUGGAAUAUCUGAGCGGUGGGGAGUUGUUUAUGCAGCUGGAAAGAGAGGGCAUCUUUAUGGAAGACACAGCCUGUUUUUAUCUAGCUGAAAUUUCAAUGGCGCUGGGUCAUCUGCACCAGAAAGGCAUCAUCUAUAGAGACUUAAAGCCUGAGAACAUCAUGCUCAGCAACACUGGACACGUGAAGCUGACAGACUUUGGUCUGUGCAAAGAGUCCAUUCACGAUGGAACAGUCACCCACACCUUCUGUGGCACCAUUGAAUACAUGGCUCCAGAGAUCCUAAUGAGGAGUGGACACAAUCGAGCCGUGGACUGGUGGAGUCUGGGAGCGCUCAUGUACGACAUGCUGACAGGAGCACCUCCAUUCACGGGUGAAAACCGAAAGAAAACAAUUGACAAAAUCUUGAAAUGCAAACUCAGCCUUCCACCUUACCUCACACAAGAAGCCAGGGACCUCCUAAAAAAGCUGCUAAAACGAAGUGCCUCAACAAGACUCGGGGCGGGACCGGGAGAUUCUGCUGAGGUUCAGGUCCACCUAUUCUUCCGUCAUAUAAACUGGGAUGACCUCCUUGCUCGCAAAGUAGAGCCUCCAUUUAAACCAUUUUUGCAAUCAGCUGAUGAUGCCAGCCAGUUUGACUCCAAGUUCACCAGCCAGACUCCAGUAGAUAGCCCUGAUGACUCCACGCUCAGUGAAAGUGCUAAUCAAGUCUUCCUGGGUUUCACAUACGUAGCUCCAUCUGUGCUUGAAAACGUUAAGGAGAAGUUCUCUUUUGAGCCAAAGGUCCGCUCACCGCGGAAGUUCCCUGGAAGCCCAAGAACACCUGUGAGUCCAUUGAAGUUUGCAGGAGGGGACUGCUGGCUCCGGGGACCCUUGCUGACCAGCAGCCCAUCCCUGCCGUCCUCCAGCAGCUUUGUGGACCAACCUAUGGAGGUGUCAACAGUGGAGCAAAUGGACACAAGCAGCAGUGGCACCUCUGAGGUGUCUGCUCCCCUUCCCAUAAGACACCCUUCAGGCAUCAGUGCAGGACCCUACAAAAAGCAGGCCUAUCCCAUGAACUCCAAGCGGCCUGAACACCUGCGAAUGAACCUAUGACGCUUGGCUUGCACAUGAACUUUAGCGGUCUUUCAAUUUCUUCUCCUCUUCCUUUUUAUUAUUUUAUUUUAGAUACUUUAUGAUUUUUUUUUUUUUUUUUUUUUUUUUGGGGAAAACUUGACUGACACUGUCAACGCUGAUCACCAGCUCUUCCAGCAGCGCCUUCCCUGCCUUGGCCUCCCAGUUCCUCUUUACUCAGCCUAGCUUCCUCAGCCUCAUGGGGAUUGUCAGCUGAUUUCUGAUCAUUAAGUGGAGUGCAAAUUCAAUUAUAUGGUUUUCUUCUUCUUGGUGAGGUGGUUUUGGUGUACCCAUCUGGCAUUAUCGAAUGACUGUCUGGUACUCCUUUAUCUUAAAGUCUGCACUGUUACUUGUUGCAACUAGUUACCAGAAAGGAGAUCCUCUUAUCCAAAAUCUGCAGGAUUUGAUGGUGGAUCAAAUAACAGGCAUGGAGAAAGAACAGAAGGACAUCCCGUAUGGAAUUGUAUCUGCUGCAAAUAAAAUCCCAUAUGAGUGCUCUUUGGUGUGCAGAUCCAUCUGUUCUUUUUCCAUCAUUUCCCUGUCAACAUGCCUUUUUCACCUCUCUGUAGCAUUUUCCCAAUAAAUACAUCAUCUCGUUGCCUUUGUCAUGGGAGCGUGGGUCAGGAGAAGUAGUGGAGCAUGACUAACGGAAAAGCAUCCACAAAAGGAUGAUUGAAAUCUCACUGUGGGCAUCACUUCCACCACAACCAUGACCAAAUACUGGCACUGCUUCACUUCUAUGACUGGAAUGUUGGCUUUAGGACUUCUGUCUAAAAGCACUGCUCAGUUCCUUUGUUUUGAAUGUAAACACUCCAAAAGCCCUUUUUUAUGUGUCACUUAAAUCUCCUGUGCUUAUUUCACUCCUGCAGUCUCUGACCACUAUGAUUGCUUGAGACCAACGUGCUUGAUGACCCAAAACACACCGAGCCAGAUUGGUAUCACUGCCUUUUACCAGUUCAGGCUGCAUUCAAAGCUUUUGAGUGUUUCUUUUUGUUCCAGUAACAAGGCUCUUAGUGACCAUACGGGAUAAACCCAAAUUCUUGUUAGCGGACCGUCAACCAACACCUGUUCGAGCUGAGAUGUUUGAGGUGUUUGCGAUGUGAUGCUGUGAUGUGAAACUCCUUAAUCCUUUAUAAAAACUGACCGCAGGGUUUGAAGCAGAUUGUUUAAACUGUAAUCCAAAUACUUGGAGUUAACUGAAAAGGCCAAAAGUACUGUUUUGAUUAGCCAAAACAUUUUGAAAUAUUAGAAAACUGAUUUAUCAAAGAUUUCAAAUGUUUUCAUGUGACUUUUAAUCAUGCUGACUUUGUUUCGUGUAUGAUUGUUUUUGCAACAAUGCAGAUUUUUUUCCAACAUGUUUGGGGCUUUUGGUUGUAAUAACAGAUCAGUGUCCAGCUGAACGUUCUCCUUCUACCAUUCCGGUACAGCUGUAUUUUAGAGCAGUUACUCUACUUUAAUCCACUUUUGUAUUUAUUUCAAGGGCCGUUGUGCUUCGCUGCAUUAUGCACACUAUGCAAUCUAUGUAUUUAUUUUGUAAUAUGACUAUGGCAGCAGAAUGUGUGAUUUCCUAUGUCAUAAUGUUAAUGUACAAUUUUUUUUUUGUUUCCACACAACACCCAACCUCAAAUGCAGCUUUUAAUUUAAAAUUGGCUCAGAUGUCUUACAGUAUUUAUUUUGUGCCAUAUUAUCACAUUCAGAAGGGAUGUUCUUAAGACAUUUUAAUAUUUAAGACAUGAAUAAUUCUUGUUCCAAACUUUUCUUGGGUGCAGUGCUUGAAGCAAGGAUGACAACUAAAAAAUAAUGGAGUGGCAUUGUGCCUUGGGUUACAGUGUACAUUAUGUAUGUACAUAUAGCUGUAAAUUAGAGUGUAUGGAAUAUUCUGGGAUUGACUCGGUUCCUCUUAGGCCUCUCUAGGAUGCACAUAUCUUUGCUUUACCGGUUCAUUGUGAUAUCAAGCGUGGGAUCAUUUGUGUGACUUAGUUAGGUCUACAGGAGGUUACGCUUCAGUAGCACCUUCCAGAAAGAGAAGUUUGACAACGACCAUCUCGUCAAGUUUACUUCAUGUGGAGAAACAUCUGUUGAUAGGGGAUGUUUUUUGAUCACUGGUGGGCAUUGAGCAUUAUUUCUGUUUGCAGUCCUCAAUUCAAAGGGUGGAUGUUUGAAUGACAUUAAUCAUGUACAUAAUGGAUUCACAAUAAAUACAUUAAAUUCA
Molecule: messenger RNA, 3931 nt
Organism: Melanotaenia boesemani (Boeseman's rainbowfish)
Lineage: Eukaryota; Metazoa; Chordata; Actinopteri; Atheriniformes; Melanotaeniidae
Gene: rps6kb1a
Product: ribosomal protein S6 kinase b, polypeptide 1a
Exons: 15
Coding region: 172-1701 (509 amino acids)
Biological process (GO): signal transduction; protein phosphorylation
Molecular function (GO): protein serine/threonine kinase activity; ATP binding
Source: RefSeq, a predicted model, not a curated record